CUUCACGUGCCUCGGGAGAACUAUCACAAUCCGAAUUUAGAAAUACCACUCGACGCAAAAAAAUACGAUAUUUUCAUAAUUCUCUCAAUCCGCAAACCAAACCCGGGACCAUAGCCAUGGGCCGCACACUCGUCACCGAAGUCGUCCAGACGUUCAACUGCUCUCCCGAUGAGUUAUGGCCCGUCUUCGGUCCCGGCUGGGCUAGUCUCAAGCUCUGGAUGCCGGGUGUAAAGUCCUGCUCGCUAUCCCCUCCAAAUGUCGAGGUCGGUGCAGUGCGGUCGGUCAUUGUGAAGGGAAACCAACUAAGUGAGAGGAUGAUACGAUAUGACCCAGACGACUAUUUCACCGAAUAUCUUGUUCUAGACCCCCAUCCGUACCCAGUCAAAGGCUUGUACGGAAACACGAGGUUGGAGAGAAACGGAGAGAAUGGGACGAAGAUUACGUGGUGGGCGGAUGCUGACGAGGCAGAUGAAGAGGGCAUAAAGGUCGCGGGGCCGUAUCUUACGUCGCUUUUCGAAUCGGGGCUUGGGUCGUUGCAUAAGUUGCUGGAGGCUUGAAGAGGUGAAGAUGAGGACACGCAUUUAUAAUUUGACACUAUUGGC
Molecule: messenger RNA, 602 nt
Organism: Mytilinidion resinicola
Lineage: Eukaryota; Fungi; Ascomycota; Dothideomycetes; Mytilinidiales; Mytilinidiaceae
Exons: 2
Coding region: 117-557 (146 amino acids)
Source: RefSeq, a predicted model, not a curated record